CAAAGUGAAAUGAUUUUGCUGAAAUUCUAAACAUCUAGAUAACAUAUAUAUUUUAUACAAUAUCCACUCCUUUUUAAAGCGCCAAAUCAUCUAGAUUCAAGAUCGGCGAGGUGCCGGCGCCGCAACAAGCAGAACAAGAAAUUUGUUUGCACGACGACGCAUAGUGGGCAAAACACGCGCAUUAGCUUAACGCGAAGUCUUCGAAAAGGGUUACUGGAAAACCAACCCAAAUAACAGCCUCAACAUGUCGGACCGCAAGGCUGUCAUCAAGAAUGCUGACAUGAGCGAGGAGAUGCAGCAAGAUGCUGUAGACUGUGCCACCCAGGCGCUGGAGAAGUAUAAUAUUGAAAAGGACAUUGCGGCCUAUGUCAAGAAGGAGUUUGAUAAAAAGUACAAUCCCACCUGGCAUUGCAUUGUGGGCCGCAAUUUCGGAUCGUAUGUGACCCACGAGACGCGCCACUUUAUUUACUUCUAUUUGGGACAGGUGGCUAUAUUGCUGUUCAAGAGCGGUUAGAUCCAUGCAUCGGAGCUGCAGUUGGAUACAAAAUUAACAACAAAACAUACACACAGCAGCAAUCCUUUUACAAAACAACACAUAUAUACUUAAAACACCAAUUCCCAUUCCCCCUGGAGCAAGAGCAAGCAAAGCUCUGAUUUGAAAUGGCAUUACGUUGAUAUCAUCAUCAUUCUCUUGCGUCUACACUCAAUACACUAAACUACAAACAAUUUCAAAGGAUAGCAGCUGUUUUGGUCAGCAAAAUGAAACCUCACACUCGACUUUAAACAUAUAUAUAUUUACUUAUAUACAUACAAAAAAAUGAAACGUACGCAACAAAUUGUUCGCACUAUAGCAGAACUAAAACAAUAAUAAUACGCACAUAUUUAGAUUAAAAUUGAAUCAAGUGGCAUAACUUAUACAAAAA
Scaptodrosophila lebanonensis is the source of this 923-nucleotide messenger RNA. RefSeq names its product dynein light chain 1, cytoplasmic (gene Cdlc2). NCBI's taxonomy places the organism in Eukaryota, Metazoa, Arthropoda, Insecta, Diptera, Drosophilidae. The coding region runs from base 245 to 514 and encodes 89 amino acids. The record is from RefSeq and is a predicted model, not a curated record. Gene Ontology annotation, cellular component: cytoplasmic dynein complex. Gene Ontology annotation, biological process: cilium assembly; microtubule-based process. Gene Ontology annotation, molecular function: dynein light intermediate chain binding; dynein intermediate chain binding. The transcript is spliced from 3 exons.